This is a messenger RNA of Aspergillus thermomutatus, 1848 nucleotides long. RefSeq lists its product as uncharacterized. NCBI's taxonomy places the organism in Eukaryota, Fungi, Ascomycota, Eurotiomycetes, Eurotiales, Aspergillaceae. The record is from RefSeq and is a predicted model, not a curated record. The transcript has 5 exons. The coding region runs from base 1 to 1848 and encodes 615 amino acids.
AUGGCAUCUUUAGCCGACCCCCCUGCCUUAGAGACUUCUCAGUGUCCUCAAAACAAUCAAAAGGCCAUCAAUCUGUGGGAGAAACGAUUCGAGAAGAGACAUUUUUCUUCGAACCCCGUGGUUGCAAAACUCGACGUUGAAUGCAAUGAAUUGGCCCAGACUUGGAAGAAAUUUCAGGAAAACCUGCCGGAGCAAGAUCAGGUCGGCUUCGACGAACGCCUUCAAGAGUUCCACGAUGUCUCGGCCAUGAUAGGCAAUGUGCAGACUGUCUGGAUGUCUAACCCACGCCGGCGAGUGUUUAGCCGUUCCAUGGCUCUCUGUGAUCAGUUCAUCGCUUCUGUCCAUCUGCAUUUGGUGCUGUUGCCGGCCCUUCCUAGAAACGAAGCUUACCUCGCUCUCUUUCACGGGGUCUUGCAGUCAAUCAUCAAAGCUUCUGCAAAUUACCCCAGGGUCAUUGAAGGCCUACUCGCAAUCCUGCUCCAAAUCAAUGAAUUCGUUCGUCUUCCAGCUGGAGACCAUGAUCUUUCAUCGAACAAAGACUUGGUCCUAUCCAUUGCAAAAUUUUACGCCCUCAUCUUCCUCUUGCUGGGAGAGUUUAUGGAUUGUCUGGACCCUUAUCUGGAUUUUGAACAUUUGCUUCGCAGUAUUCAAGAGUGUGCCAGAAAUAUCAGCCGCGUGCUCACCGACGAGAUGGAUCUUGAUACCUUGGACUGCGCUGGGGAACACAGCAUAUUCCAAUACCCUGAUCUUUCCUUGUGGGAACAAGCUCGACUGAACCAAAUCGGCUUGCAAAAAUCGGAUCGUCGGUUCGCGGCACAGAAUGCUAUCACCCGUCAGUUGAUUUGGGAAAUCCAGCAUGCUGCGUCCGCGCGUGCCAGAAUGGCCGUCAUGAGAGAUGUUCUGCUUUCGCAGUUGCUGGACUCUGCCAGUCAAAGCCUCCGUCCGGUCAGCCAACAAAACAGUGGUAUCACAUGCUGGACGACGGUUGCGACGCGCGACUUGGACGAUUCAAGAUUCAAAUGGUCUCGCGGCCCGAAACGCAAGUACACCCGGACCGAUCUUCAGUUCUCUUCCCGGCAUCUCCAGGACUUCUUCAAUGCUGACGACCAAGUGGCCGACUUCGAAUCUGGCGUGGAUGUUAUUGCCGAAGAUAGUGUGCUACAGUCGUUGCAACAGUGGGCGACAAACUCUCAUUCGCAGAUGCUCGCUGUGGGCGGAUCUCCACCCGCCACCUUUCCCAGCACCGUUGCCCUUUUCUCUGCUUGUUUCGCCGCUUUUGCUCGACAGGCACGGCUUCCGGUCGUUUCCCACUUUUGCUCCCUCCCGAUUCAGUCUGCAGACGGUUCGAAUUUGUUUCAACAGGGUCUUAUUGCCCUCGCUUACAGUCUGAUCCGGCAAUUAAUCGAUUACCUCCCGCCCGUAGUGGAGAGUCACGAUGCUUGUGAUUUGGGUCUGGAGCGUUUCACAUCCUUGGAUGGCACCCUUACCUCGUGGAAAACGGUCCUCUCGCUUAUCGAUGCGCUUUUACACUAUGCGCCACCACUGCUGGUCUGCGUGAUCGAUGGUCUCGAUAAGCUCCAGGACGAAUCUACCGACACCCAUAUUCGGGAUCUGGUUCGCACUCUGAUGACCCAUACCAGGCAUCGGGUGGACGAUACAGCAGACGGUUCUCGGAAUCAAAAGGUGCUCCUCAAGGUUCUCUUUACCGUGGCUGAUCGGCCCAGCUCCCUAGUGGAAACCAUGUCCGAGAAUCAGCUCAUACUGAGCGAGUCGACGGGAGCAGACGAGCCAGCCCCAACAGAGCCCACUCCAGCCUCGGGCGUCGGAGUGGUCAUGAUGAAUGCAUGA